Messenger RNA from Salpingoeca rosetta, 688 nucleotides. RefSeq lists its product as uncharacterized. Gene Ontology annotation, molecular function: protein-lysine N-methyltransferase activity. Gene Ontology annotation, biological process: peptidyl-lysine trimethylation; positive regulation of proton-transporting ATP synthase activity, rotational mechanism; regulation of mitochondrial ATP synthesis coupled proton transport. The transcript is spliced from 7 exons. Lineage: Eukaryota; Choanoflagellata; Craspedida; Salpingoecidae. Gene Ontology annotation, cellular component: mitochondrion. The record is from RefSeq and is a predicted model, not a curated record. Bases 63 to 665 code for a protein of 200 amino acids.
GUCGUCGUGUCCAUAGUCGGUGGCGGUUGUGGAAAACUUGCGGCGGCGUUCGCGAAGAAUCGAUGGGCCGCAAACAGGACACUGGCAGUGGUGGUGAUCGUGGUGAUGGCGAGGGGCGGUGGCGGCGUGGUGGGGUGUGGGCUGGUGUUGCUGUUGGCUCGACGGUGGCUGCGCUUGUAGCUGUGUUGGCGCCAUUCAUUGCGCCUGGCCUGCGGUCCAACUCGCCCCCAUUCAUUCCAACCACAGCUUUUCACGUGAAAACGAUUGCCCGGAUAUGCGCGCAAAACAACUGCAGGCGGCUGCUUGAUCUUGGAUCUGGGGAUGGCCGCAUCCCAAUCGAAGUAGCAAAGCAUGUAGGUAUUUCAACUGUCGGCGUGGAGCUCAACCCAUGGCUCGUAGCAGUGUCGAGGCUCAAGUCCCUGCGAGCCGGCACGUGGAACCUUACGUCGUUUGUGCGGCAAGAUAUGUGGAGGUUCCCUGUGUGUGACUUUGACGCCGUCGUCGUGUUUGGCGUCAAGGAAAUGAUGCCACAGCUGGAAAGGAAGCUGGACACAGAACUGCAGCCAGGCGCCCUCGUCAUGUCAUGUCACUUUCACAUCCCAGGUCGCAUGCCGCUCCACACGUUCACACAAGGGUCGCAGACGCUGUUGCUCUAUCGCUGGUAAACGACACCAUAAACAGUAGGCCC